This is a messenger RNA of Grus americana (Whooping crane), 3027 nucleotides long. RefSeq names its product CD79b molecule (gene CD79B). Gene Ontology annotation, biological process: B cell receptor signaling pathway; B cell differentiation. Gene Ontology annotation, cellular component: external side of plasma membrane; B cell receptor complex. The record is from RefSeq and is a predicted model, not a curated record. The coding region runs from base 121 to 801 and encodes 226 amino acids. The transcript is spliced from 6 exons. Lineage: Eukaryota; Metazoa; Chordata; Aves; Gruiformes; Gruidae.
CUCGUGUAGCGGCAGCUUUGCCAUUUUUAGGUACAGAGGCCAAGCCGGUCGGAGCAGCCGCUGUGUUUUGCAGAAGCAAGGGCCGGCGACUGGAUGUUUCCCUGCCGCUUGCAGUGAAAGAUGGCUGAUCUCUGCAUGAGGUUCUGGGUCCUCCAGGCAAACCUCUGGCUGAUGGCUCUGGUCACAGGUGUGAUCUCAGCAGACAACAACAGCACCAGGAACAGCACAGGCGGUGGGUGCUCUGUGGUGCAGCAGCACCCGCGCUACAUAGCAGCCAAGAAGAACAUGCCCGUCCACUUCAUCUGCUACUCUCAGGAGCCCCACAACAUGCAGUGGUACAAAACGUCGGAGGACAGUGAUGAACUCUAUGAGUUGGACCACAGCACCUCCCGCUACAGCAUUGAGAGGAAACACAACCUCAUCAACUUCACCAUCUUCAGGAUCAAAUAUGAGGACAACGGCAUCUACGUGUGUGAUAGCAAGAACCUCACGGCAGAGAAGAAGUGGCCGCGCCUGUGCGGGACGGAGCUCAGAGUCAUGGGUCACAGCAACAUCCAGCAGAUCCAGAGCAGGAACACCCUGAAAGACGCCAUCAUCAUCAUCCAGUCCAUCCUGCUGGUCAUCUUCAUCAGCGUCCCCAUGCUCCUCUUCCUAGAUAAAGGUGAAGGCAAGGAAAGCCCGGAGGAGGACCACACCUAUGAGGGCCUGGAGGUGGAGCAGAUGGCCACCUAUGAGGACAUCACUCCUUUCCGGGACGUGAAGGCCAAGUGGACAGUUGGGGAACACCCCGGCGAAGAGUGAGGGGGUCCUGCACCCACCACCAGGCUGGCACCGGCGGCACGGCUCCGUGCCAGCACCCUGCUGGCACCCGUGGGGACGGGCCCCUGGCUCCUGCCCUGGACCACAGCUCUGACAGGCACCUGGAUCCCGGGCUGCAAGCCACCUCCGGCAGCCUUGUGCGGAGCUCGGGUCCUGCUGCCCUUGGGUGCUCGCUUUGCCAUGUCCGGGCUGUGGCCACCAAGGCUGCUCUACCCCGGCUGUCGCUCUUACCUCCCCGCUGAUGAACCUCGAAAGCCUAUGUAGAAAUUAGGAGUCACCUGCAGUCCCCCCCCCCGGUAGCAAACUGGCCCCAAACCCCAGGCAACCCCACCCCACGGUGCUGAGCUCCUGCAUGGUUAAUGCAAUGGAAGUACCGGGGUGGGUGGUGGGUCUCUUCCAAGCCCACCUGGGAUGGAGAGGACCAGGCAUGCUCACUCUCCAUGCUGUAAGGACCCUCCUGGGCUGUGAGAAACCGCUGCAGCCCUGGCAGAGGAGCCAAGGUGAGCAGCACCACAUGGGUGCUAUGAGAAGCAGAUUUUUGGGCCACUGUUUAGCUCUCAAGCCAGAGGCGUGCCCAGCAGGCCGAGCUGGCAGUUGUCUGAGACGGAGGAUCCUCCAAAAGCACCUCUUUCUCCCCAAAGACUACAGGAAAAGCUGGGAAGACAGCUCUCGCCCAGAGGGUCUUGCGCAAGUCUUGCUCCUCUCCAGGCAAGAGCUGGCCUGUGUCAUGAGGACGUCCCCUUGGUGAGGGACAUGUCCAACCUCAGAACCUACGGGAAGGAUGUAAAUUGUGGGACAUAAAUGUCCAACCGCUUUUAGAAGUUCUAAUAAAAGUAAUGGGUAAAUUCACAUCCCACUCCGUCCUGCCGUGCCUGCUCUGGGAGUGUCCCAUAACUCCGGUCCCAGGGUCAGUGGGAUGCCCUGGGAAUGAGGAGCAGCUUUUCAUGGGUCCAGCUUAGCUGGAAACCAAAGUCCGCCCCGCCAGGGCCCCGAGUGCAGGCAGGGACGUGAAGCCAAGAGUGGCCAUGGGGCUAUCCUGGAAGCUCUCGCUGAGCACGCAUCAGGGGACCUCACAGUCCCAAGAUGUCAGCUUGGGAUGAGAGACAAAGACCAUCACCAGGAAGCGAAGCAGGAGAACAGGGCCCAGGGCCAGGAACUCCGCUCUCAGCUACAUCUGGUCUUGCAAGAGAAGCUAAAAAAAACAUCUGGAGAGGAACAGAGCGACGCUAAUUGGUUUUGUGAAUAAAAACUAUCUUGGGACAGCAGCAGCAGCUGGGUGGGUGAUGGGGCUCGGGGCUGGCUGGGCACCCAACGCCGGGGCUCGAGGGGUGCGGGGAAGCACAGCUAGCACAGCGCCGUGGGUUUGGGGGUUUGGCAGGAUGAGGGGGGGACAAGGACUGUGGGGCUGAAAGUCUUCUCCCCCUCAGAGAACCCCUACAACUUGCGACGUUUUGGGCCCCAAGACAGGACCGCUCCACUUCCCAAAACAGCCGGCAGAAAAGGGAGGGUAAAAUCACGAGCAAACAGCUUUUCAGCAGGGAACAGGAUGGUUCUUGUUUACCAGUAAACCACCUUCAUGGAAAACUGGAAUUCAAUCUAAAUAGCACAAAACUGGCAUUUUAAGGUUGAUUUUUACUAGUUAAAUAAAACUAUCCCAAAUUAGUUGCAUGCACAUGUAUAUAAAUGUUACUUACACAUGUUUUACUUAUAAAAUUAAUUAAAGAAAAGAGCAUUCACAGUGAGACAAGUGAACUGGCUGUUCCCGGUUUCCAUCUCUGCCAAGAUUUUAGGACUAGCAGAGCUCAUCCCUCCAUGCCUUGUUUGCAGUUACGAAAUGGAAGAGGAAGGCAAAUUUUCUGGCCUUCCCAGCUCCCAACCACUUUCUCAGCUCCGCAUAAACAACUCACUCAACUGACUUAACCGAAUCACGUGAAAAUAAGGAGAAUCUGCUGUUUGCACCUGGAGAGGAAGCCACUGAUGUCAAAAGCAGUUUCGGCAACCCCAGUUCCGCUCUGCCGCUUGGCUACACUCUUAGCCCAGGGCUUUGGCUUCCUUUAAAAUGCCAGAAGCAAAUAAAUAUUUCUGUAGUGUUUUAUUUUAAAUGCUUAGACUAGUUUCUAGGGAGCCUAAAGAUAGGGUUUGUUGUAAUUUUAUACUCAGACAGGUUUGUAUUUAAAAUGCGUUUAAUGUAAAUAAAUAUAUUUCAGU